AUGUCGCCCUCUUUCGUUUCCACCUUGUCCCUCCUUCUAUCUGCGGCUGGUGCCGCCAACGCUGCCAAGCAGUGUCCCAUCCAAUUCGAGGGCCGAGUGCCGACCAACUUCACUCCUACCGACUUCGAUACGUCAGCCAGUCCCUUCAACAACGGCUUUGUCUUCGGCAAGGGCCUCAAGGCUAGCGAUGUCGUGACUAUUCCUACUGGCCUCAACUCUCUCUUCGAUGCGAACUUCAGCAAGCCCUUCGAAGUCAACAUCGAUGACCGCUCCAUCUUUGCACCGACCGAGACCAACGUGCAAACAGGCUUCCGCCGUGCGGAGAUGCUGCCCAUGAGCAACAACGGCACAGACCCCUCCACCGCCGGAAUCAAGACAGUUCAUUGGAGUAUGAUGAAGGACCCGAAGAAGCCCCUCAACCUCACGCACGAGUACCAAAUGGUCUUCCUCGAAAGCUCCAUCUUCAGCUCGAACCAGUACGCGCUCAAGUACGGAGACCUCAUCGGCAUCCACCCCGCGGACCCUGAUGUCUUGGUUCUCUUUGGCAACUCCAACACCAAGCCCUUCCAGCCCGAGCUCUUCAGGACCAAGUUCACGGAUGGGGUCUUCCACAACUUUGCGCUGACAUUGGACUUCACCAAGAACAUGACCCAGAUAUACUACUCCCAGGGCAGCGCCCCCCUUGUUGCUCAGGGCAAGCCGGUUGAGAACGACAUUUCUGGCCAGGGACAGUUCCACUUUGGUGUCCUGAAGAAGUCGAUCAACGGCACUGGCGACACUACCAAGACUGGUUUCCACGAGUCUGGCAUCAACGAGGGUAUCAUCUUUGGAGGCAUCUUCGAGGAGGACAGCGCUGACGGCUGCGUGUCUCUUUCUCCUUAA
Colletotrichum siamense is the source of this 882-nucleotide messenger RNA. RefSeq lists its product as uncharacterized. Bases 1 to 882 code for a protein of 293 amino acids. The transcript has 3 exons. Lineage: Eukaryota; Fungi; Ascomycota; Sordariomycetes; Glomerellales; Glomerellaceae. The record is from RefSeq and is a predicted model, not a curated record.